AUGGUCAACAUUGUGAUCAUUGGAGCUUCCACGGUGGGUGUUACCGCUGCCCAUGAGUUACUGCGUGAUGCUAGUGCCUUGAAAGCUAAGGUCACUCUGAUCAAUCCCUCAACAAGCUUUUACUGGAAUAUCGCUGCUCCCCGUAUCCUUGCCAAGCCAAACGCUUUCCAUGCCGACCAGUAUCUUCUUCCCAUCAAGGAGGCAUUUGCCCAAUAUGCGGAAAACUCAUUUGAAUUUAUUGCUGGAACUGUGACUGCUAUGGAUAUCUCCUCCAACACUGUAUCCGUAACCUCUAAUGACGGCGACGUCAAAUCGCUGCCAUAUGACUACCUUCUAAUCGGUUCGGGUGCCACCACUCCCUCCACAACCGGUCAAGUCACCGGCACUGAAAUCCCUUUCAAGCACUCGGGGCGCGACGAUAUGAAGGAGCUCAUCGAGGCAGCCCAGAAGCUAACCACCAGUGCCAAGAGCAUCGUUAUCGGUGGUGCAGGCCCGGUCGGAGUGGAACUGGCUGGUGAACUUGCCGAAGCAGUGGCAGAGAACUCUAGCGACGUUUCCAUCACGCUGGUCUCUGCGACAGACCGAGUUCUGCAUACACUCAAGUCAUCUGCCAGUACCGCCGCAGAGAAUAUGCUCAAGAAGAAAAAUGUCAACUUGAUCACCUCUACGCGUGUCCUCGGGGUCGAGGCUUCAGGUGACUCAUGGAUUAUCUCCUUGGACAGUGGUGAUAAGCUCACCACCGAUCUUUACAUCCCCACCACUGGUUCCAUCCCGAACAACAGCUUUAUUCCUGAGUCCUUGCUCGCCACCGAGGGGUGGGUUAGAGUCAACAAGGAAUUGCGCGUGCAGUCAACCGAGAGCUCAGGGGUCUUGCCAAUCUACGCAGCUGGUGACAUCACCACCAACUGGAUGCGUCUUGGAUUCAAGGCGGCCGAACAGGCUCGAGUGGCAGCUCAUAACAUCAAGGUCGAUAUUCUGAACAAGGGUGACCGCAAGUCUUAUGAUCAGGGUGAGAGUAUUACGAUGUUGGUACCUGUUGGCGAGUCCGGUGGUACUGGACAGCUCUUUGGCUUUGUUCCGUGGAGUUUCAUGAUCCGCAUGAUUAAGGGCAAGGACUUUUUCGUGUCCAAGGCGCCAGAGUAUCUGGCUGGUAGGGGUUAG
Penicillium odoratum is the source of this 1161-nucleotide messenger RNA. Its product is annotated as NAD(P)/FAD-dependent oxidoreductase. Gene Ontology annotation, cellular component: cytoplasm. Gene Ontology annotation, molecular function: flavin adenine dinucleotide binding; electron-transferring-flavoprotein dehydrogenase activity. The record is from RefSeq and is a predicted model, not a curated record. Lineage: Eukaryota; Fungi; Ascomycota; Eurotiomycetes; Eurotiales; Aspergillaceae. The coding region runs from base 1 to 1161 and encodes 386 amino acids. The transcript has a single exon.